AUGUCUGAAAAACAAGGGUUGCUUCCUCCUCCUCCUCCUCCUCCUCCUCCAUCACCCCCCUCAAACCCAUCCACCAAAAUCUCCCCCUACGUCCAAAACCUCCUCUCCGCACCUCCGUCCUACCUCUCCCAGCUCCCAAACCAGUCUCCAAUGCCCCCGCCCCGACAGGCCCAUGAGGAGCCGAUACUCUGGCCUGCGUGUAUCGAGGGGUACGAGUGUAAGUUGUGGGGGCAGUAUCCGGCUUUGCUGGAUGUGCAGGAACCUAGUUCCGGGCCUGCGAGCGUUAUCGAAGGCGCGGCGUAUCGAGUGCAGACUGUGAAAGACGGAGCGAGACUUGCGGAGUAUGAGACGGGGAGUUAUCGUGCUAAGGCUUGUGUUAUUAGAUAUACUGAUGGACAGGAACCCAAGGAGGAAAUGGGACAUGCUUUUAAGUUUGUGGGGGAUGAGAGGGAGAUUAGUGAGGGGGAGUUUGAUAUGAGAGUCUGGCUGCGGAUGAUGGGGAGGAGAGGUGCUGUGGAGAGGUUGGAUGAGAAGAGGGUUGGUGGUACUGGUACUGGUAGUGGGUGA
Messenger RNA from Aspergillus chevalieri, 567 nucleotides. RefSeq lists its product as uncharacterized. Bases 1 to 567 code for a protein of 188 amino acids. The transcript is spliced from 2 exons. Lineage: Eukaryota; Fungi; Ascomycota; Eurotiomycetes; Eurotiales; Aspergillaceae. The record is from RefSeq and is a predicted model, not a curated record.